Molecule: messenger RNA, 3271 nt
Organism: Histoplasma capsulatum G186AR
Lineage: Eukaryota; Fungi; Ascomycota; Eurotiomycetes; Onygenales; Ajellomycetaceae
Product: ZZ type zinc finger domain-containing protein
Exons: 4
Coding region: 1-2541 (846 amino acids)
Molecular function (GO): zinc ion binding
Source: RefSeq, a predicted model, not a curated record
AUGGCUGCUCCAUUCCAACCUCCUCAGCCUACUCUUGUUGGCCCCGACACUCCAAUUUCUAUCAAAACCCUCUUCGAGGGCUACAAUCGACGCUUCAAGCUACCCUUGCGAGAGCUUGGUGCCUACUCCCUGCCACAGAAGAUUCGCCAAUUUCUAAGUAUCCCUGAUGACGCCAAUAUCACACUCGAACGUUAUUCCGACAGUGCUGGCUCCUAUGUGGUCCUCGACAGCGAGAAUAUUUCUGUAUACAAGCAACUCUAUCGUGCUGCGAAGGCCAAAUUGAAGCUUCAAAUCAAGGUAACUCGGGUUCAAAAUCAUGAGCCUGAGCCUGAGCCUGACAACAGGCUGCCAUCCCCACCUCCCGAAAGCACAGAUGUCCAGCAAGAACAGCCCCAGCAGCGAUGCAGCUACCUCGACACGGUUCUACGUGUCCCCAUCGACGGGUUGGUCAAUCAAGUUGAUCAUUCUACCUCUGCAGCUCCUGCACCGCCUCCCUUGAAAGCCUCCAUGUUCCCGAACGUUCCAGCAGAGAACCCAGCUGAGGACGACAACAAGAUAUCUACUCAGGCAGAACCUCAGCAAGGCAUGGAGCUCGCGAAAUCGAAUCCUGCGUCAGCACCUGCAGUUAUGUGUGCUGGUGGCCCUAAUUUCGUUCCGCCAUCCCCAAUUUGCAUUGACUGUAAUCACUGCGGCACCGGUGUUCCCGAUGCCCAUUACCAUUGCAGUAUUUGUGAUGAUGGUGAUUAUGAUCUGUGCCAGAAAUGCAUCGAUGCAGGUGUCCUCUGUCCCGGUGAAGGGCAUUGGUUGAUCAAGCGCACUGUCAGCGACGGUAGAAUUAAGUACAACAUUACGGAGACCAUUGCUCCAAGGAAAAUCCCCGAGCCAGAACCUCAAGUGGAGCUCAGCAGCACUAGAGAGCAUACCACUCCUAUAGAAAUUGAGGAUACAAAGGCUGGAGAACGGACCUGCAAUGCUUGUUUCAGAUGCUUCAACGAGAAAGAACUCGUUAACUGCCAGGAUUGCGGAGACUAUGACCUGUGCUUCACUUGUCUUCUCGCGGACAGACAUGGUCAUCAUCCUGGGCAUUCUUUCUCCCUUAUAGUAGAUGGCGAGUUCCAAUCAAAGAGUCUUGUCAUGUCGACUUGCCAGCCUGGACGUGGUCGUUACCACGCUGCAAUCUGCGAUGGAUGCAACGAGUCUAUAAAAGGCGUCCGGCAUAAGUGUCUCAACUGUCCGGACUGGGAUUAUUGUUCAGAGUGUGUCAGGAACGCCACCGAAUUGCACCCUGGUCACCGCUUUGCUCCGCUUUAUACUCCUAUUCCGGAGCCGCAUGGUUAUCUCCAGAUCCACUGUGGCGUUAUCUGUGAUGGCCCUCUCUGCUCUGCGACAUCUAAGGCGGCUUAUAUCAAAGGAGUUCGUUAUAAAUGUGCCGUUUGCCACGAUACUGAUUUCUGUGGAAAUUGCGAAGCUCAUCCUGACAAUACCCACAACCGCACGCAUCCUUUAAUCAAGUUCAAAACCCCUGUUCGCAAUGCCACAGUCACUACCUUCAGCGAUACUGGCAUCUAUGGGGAAUGUGCUGCUCCACUUGGUGAUCGACCAAGUACGAAAUCAACCUCAACUGAGACUGUGGCGCCUUCGAAAUCAAAUGCUGCCACUCAGGUGCAGACUGAGAAGGCAGUCCAUGAGAACGUCAGUGAUACAGAUUCCAACAUCGCACAGCCAAGCGUUCAAGGAGAAACUACGAACAUCAGAACAGAGCCAGGUUGUACACCUUCCAAACUCCACGCUCUCUUCGUUCGGGACACCAUUCCUGAUGGGUCGCGCUUUGGCCCCAACAAAACAAUCACGCAAACGUGGACUCUGUACAAUCCAGGCCCCAUCCCGUGGCCAAAGGGAUGCAGAGUUCGCUUUGUUGGAGGGGAUACCAUGUUCAACAUCGACACCAAUCAUCCAUCGAGUCUCAGCAAUUUGGAAUCCGCGAUGGAAACGCAAGAGCUUACUACACCCGUUCCCCCAUUUGCCUCUGCUAAUUUUACUAUUGAACUAAAGACCCCUUAUCGUGAAGGCCGGGCCAUUUCUUACUGGCGUCUCAAGACACCUGACGGUGCUGCUUUUGGCCACAAGCUUUGGUGUGAUGUGGACGUCCGAGAUUCGGUUGAGGAUUCGGAGGCACUUCCAGAGCAGACCGAAAAUAACAAACAGCUCUCUGUCGAAACAGCGGAACCGAGUGUUGAACCGUGCACAGAAGCCGGUGAUGCUGAAGCUUCUCAGGGAGAGUCUCAGUCUGAGAGCGUAAUGAUAUUCCCCAAACUGGAGACAGAAUCACCCUCCGCGAGUACCCACAAAUCAGCCUCUCCUACAGUUCUCCCGGCCAGUGAACUUCCUGAGAAUCGCAAUCUGCCGGAUGAUGUCGAGAGCCUCACUCUUGAUGAUGAGCACUCGACUGAAGACGAUUUCCUGACAGAUGAAGAAUACGAUAUACUCGACGCCAGUGACCAGGAAUUUUCUCUUGAAGCUCAGAAGCCAGAGAAGCAUUAAAGGAUCUAUCUUUUCGACUCUUUCACAAAUGUACUUGACUUGAUGCUUGUCCCUUCUGGUUAAUUGUCUGCCUUUUUUCAUACCUUUUCUUCCAACUUUUCCCUUUCCCUUUUUCUUUCUUUUUCUCUGAUACGAAAAAGCAGAAAAUCGAGAACUAAGAAAGCUGAGAUAUUAAUGAAUAUUUCUUCUUUUGUAUUUCUCUCGUCUUUUGCCACUCCUUUCUGCAUUUUUUGGUACGUUAUUUGUCUUUUCGGAUGUCUAACAAAGGCGAGCAAAUAUACCGGGAUGUGCCUUGAUGGGAAACGACUAGCGGGUUAUAUAUGCGGACGAUGAUUCUGGCGACCGGAUGAUGUCUUGUUGGAUGGGGGGAGCUGCGCUUAUCAGGGCAGCGAUGCACUUGACAUUAGCGAAGGGGAGGUAAGCUGUGAAAGGAGACAGAUGGGCGGUGAUGACAUGGGCGACCGAAUUACUUCUUAAUUUUCUAAAAUUCUUUUAGGCUCCCGUGCAAUUGUUUUGUCCACAAAUUUCUUGUUACCUGCGUAGUUCUCCUCUCACUCCCGUUCUGCAAUAUCUUUUCUGCCUUCCGUCUCGUUGGAGAAGCAAAGUUUAGUUUAUUAUUUGGUUGUCCAAUUGCCCACCCUCGCCCUGAAGCCCCUAGUCGAUCAUUUGACUUCUAUUUGCUUUUCGUAGGUUUCAUAGUUCAAAAAUGAGAUUUCAUUCAUACGAAAUA